This is a messenger RNA of Suillus fuscotomentosus, 945 nucleotides long. RefSeq lists its product as uncharacterized. The transcript has 5 exons. NCBI's taxonomy places the organism in Eukaryota, Fungi, Basidiomycota, Agaricomycetes, Boletales, Suillaceae. The record is from RefSeq and is a predicted model, not a curated record. Bases 1 to 945 code for a protein of 314 amino acids.
AUGGAUGGGGACCAGGGUAAUGACUCACUCGUGGCUGACAACAACAACUAUAUUGAUGAUGAAGGUAGUAGGUCCCCAUCCUCCAGCAUCGAAUGUGUGGGCAAAUGUCACCAUAGAGCAUCUGAUGGUGACGACAACAGCGAGCCAGUGCAGAAGGCUGUCAAGAUACAGGAAAGUAAGGGACAGCCGAAGGCUGCUGAUUAUGAACCAUCUGUUCGCACUAUCUUCGGCAUGGCAUGGGCACUCUAUUGUGGCCAUCUCUGCACAGAGGGUCCCAUGCCCAACCAUAUGCAGGAGGUGACAUGGGCCAAGUUAGCAUGGAAUGAAGCAUAUAAGAGGCUACAUACUCAAGUUGCUUAUGAUGCGGAGAAGAUUUUAAAAAUGAUCACUUUGCGAGGUUCCUACCUUCAUGGCAAAGUCAAGACUAAAGUCCGGCCAUAUGUUGCAGAUGAGUACGGGUUUGAGACGAGCACCAAGCAAUCUGUCAUCAAUCGCAACAUCAUGCUUGCACAGGAACUCAAGAAGGAUUUUGCCUUCACUCACUCCCCCAAUGGUAACAAAGGCUUAUACAGUGCCAAGAUUAUCCAGAAGGGUGUCAACACCAUAUGGUUCCGCAACAAGAAAGAUGAAGGUGUGCUAUAUCCUGAGUUCUACAAACCAUUCCCAGAGGUUGCCUUUGCAUUGCUUUUGACUGUGAUUGAAAGUUGCAUCGACGAGUGGAGCAGUGGAGCUCAAAUGAACAAGAUGUUCACUGUGGAUGAGUAUCAGGAUGUGCUCGACAAACAUCUCAACAACCUCAUGGACUUCAAUGAACACACCAAGGCUCAAGGCCUGCUACCCAAGCUGUUGUCAUGUCUGUAUGAUAAUGGCCGUGCAUUUGAGGCUGCAAUCGAGGAGUACAAUGAAUGCAGGGGUGUAUCAAGUGAUGAUGAGGAUGAUGAGUAG